AUGGCGCAGCCCGCGGGCCGCGGCGGGACGAGCCGCGAGCUGCCGGGCAUCAGCACCGUAACCUACGUGUUCGUUUACAGCCCCGGCGGCCCGGCCGGGCCCCCCGGCCCCGGAGCCGAGCCCGCGCCGCACGCCGCGCCCGCCCCGCUGCGCGGGCCCAAGCGGAAGCUGUACAGCGCCGUGCCCGGCCGCAAGUUCAUCGUGGUGAAGAGCUACGCGCCGCAGGGCGAGGGCGAGAUCCAGCUCAACCGCGGAGAAGCCGUCAAGGGGAAGCAGAAGGCACAGGGAAGUGAUUUGGGAUGUGUCUUUUUCCUUGCAGAAACCAGAGAAGACAGAACCAAGCGGCUCUUCCGACAUUAUACUGUGGGCUCUUACGACACCUUCACCUCUCACAGUGACUACAUCAUUGAGGAGAAGACGGCCGUGCUGCAGAAGAGGGAGCAUGAGGGAUUCGGGUUUGUAUUGCGAGGGGCCAAAGCUGAAACCCCGAUCGAGGAGUUCACCCCCACCCCGGCCUUCCCAGCGCUCCAGUACCUGGAAUCAGUGGACGUGGAAGGAGUCGCUUGGAGAGCGGGGCUGCGCACGGGGGACUUUCUGAUCGAGGUGAAUGGUGUGAACGUGGUGAAGGUGGGGCACAAGCAGGUGGUGUCCCUGAUCCGGCAAGGGGGGAACCACCUGGUGAUGAAGGUCGUGUCCGUCAGCCGCAAGCCGGAGUCGGAGGAAGUGGUUCGGAAGAAGGCUCCGCCGCCUCCCAAGAGAGCGCCCAGCACCACCCUGACGCUGCGGUCCAAGUCCAUGACGGCCGAGCUGGAGGAGCUGGCCUCCAUGCGGAGAAGGAAAGGGGAGAAGCUGGAUGAGAUCCUGGCGGCCGCAGAGCCGGCGCUGAGGGCGGAUAUCGUGGAAGCAGAUUCCAGGGCAGCCACUGUGAAACAGAGACCAACCAGCCGGAGGAUCACCCCUGCAGAGAUCAGUUCCCUCUUUGAACGCCAGGGCAUGGCAGCACACUCGGGGGUCCUGGCGGGAGCUGAGAAGCCCCACGUUUCCCUGCGCAAAGGAAUUCCACGGACAAAAUCCGUAGGUGAAGACGAGAAACUUGCUGCUUCUUUGCUCGACGGGAAGUUUCCCCGGAGCACAUCCAUGCAAGACACUGUUAGGGAAGGACAUGGGAUUCCACCGCCACCCCAAACAGCCCCACCCCCGCCUCCUUCUCCAUAUUACUUCGACACAGGCCCCCCUCCAUCCUUCUCGCCACCCCCGCCCCCGGGAAGAGCUUACGACACCAUCAGGUCGAGCUUUAAGCCCAGCCUGGAGGCCAAACUGCACGGCCUCCCGCAGGUCAUCAGCGCGGCCGAGAUGUACGACCAGGCCAGGACGUCCAUCCCUUACCCCGAGCGGCAGAAGAGGGCCCGAUCCAUGAUAAUCCUCCAGGAUUCCUCUCACCUCCCCGUGGAGCCCACGGAGAUCCCCCGGCCCGGCCCGUCCGCCACCCCCCCGGAGAAGCUGAAGCGGAAGGGGAGGGUCAUCGACAACCCCUACGCCAACAUGGGGCAGUUCAACGUGAGCCUGUUCGCGCCCACCAAGCCGCAGAGGAAGAAGAGCCCGCUGGUGAAGCAGCUGCAGGUGGAGGACGCGCAGGAGCGGGCGGCGCUGGCCAUCACCGGCGGCUUCAGCAGGGAGCCCUCGCCCACCCGCCGGGGCCACCGCCUGGGCGGGGUGGAGUACCAGCACCACGCCGGCAUCGCUCAGGUCGAAGCCACGAGCAUCCCCUUUGCCACUGCCAUCGCUGGCGUCAUGAAGGACCGAGACCGUCGCCUGGAUGAGAGGCGGAAAUCCACUGUCUUCCUCUCGGUCGGGGCCAUCGAGGGGACGCCCCCCCCGCCCAGCGAGAUGCCGUCCCUGCAGCAGUCCAGGUCCAUCGAUGAGCGGUUGUUAGGAAGCCGAGAUGUUCUACUGCCUUCCCCCGUCUCAGCUUUAAAGCCAUUAAUUAGCAGCUCAUCCUCAACGUUCAUCCACCCCCUCACGGGAAAGCCCCUGGAUCCGAACUCCCCACUGGCGCUUGCGCUGGCCGCAAGGGAACGGGCCCUGUCCACCCAAGUCCCAUCCCGGUCGCCCACCCCGAUCCACAGCCCCGACUCAGACAGAGCAGCACCCCUGUUCGUGGACAUCCAAACCAAAGAACCAGAGAGGGGCGACUUGGAGAGCUUGGUGUCCCCCGCGUACUCCCCCGGAGGCAAAGGAGUGAUCGGAGCGAUCGGAGCGAUCGGAGCGGACUCUGGGACUUUGGCCCCCGCCAAGAGCCCCUGGGGGACUCCGUCCACACUGAGGAAAGAGACCGAGGCCCAAGCGGAGACCCCGGGGAAGGAGGAGAAGAAACCGGAGGACAAGAAGUCCAUGAUCAUCAGCAUCGUGGACACGUCGCAGCAGAAGACCGCCGGCCUCAUCAUGGUCCACGCCACCAGUAAUGGCCAAGACGAGAUAGGACUUGAGAUAAAAGAGGAGACCCCGGCCGUCCCCGAAGUUUGCACGGAGCCGGCCGAGCCCCCCAAGGCAGAGCCCCAGCCCAGCCCCGUGGGGAAGCCUCCGGUCAGUCCCGCCGCCGACAAGGCGCUGGGCCAGGGGAGCUCGGAGGAGGAGGUGGAGCCCUACACGGUCACGCUCCCGCCGGCCCAGCUGUCCUCGAGCGACGAGGAGACCAGGGAGGAGCUGGCCAAGAUAGGGCUGGUGCCUCCACCGGACGAGUUUGCGAACGGGGUCCUGGUGACCACCCCCGGCACACCCGUGAGCCACCUGGCUACGCCCAGCACGCCAUCCAUACCAGCGGCAGCAGUAGCACCUUCUACCACUGGCGGAACACCCUCAGGGAAGCCCUCCGACGCCCCCGCAGCCCCGGAGUCCGCCGCGGACUCGGGAGUGGAAGAGGUGGACACCAGAAGUUCGAGCGACCAUCACCUGGAGACCACAAGCACCAUCUCCACGGUCUCCAGCAUGUCUACGUUGUCCUCAGAGAGCGGGGAGCCCACCGACACGUACACUUCCUUUGCGGAUGGACAAACUUUUAUACUCGAGAAGCCACCAGUGCCUCCAAAGCCAAAACUCAAGUCCCAGCUCAGCAAGGGGCCAGUUACUUUCAGGGACCCACUUUUGAAGCAGUCUUCGGACAGCGAGCUCAUCUCCCAGCAACAUGCGGCCACGCUGGCGUCCGCCAGCAUCGGCCGGCCACGCUACCUCUUUCAGAGAAGGUCCAAGCUAUGGGGGGACCCCAUGGAGAGCAGGCCCAUCCAUGGGGCUGACGAUGACAAGCCAACUGUGAUCAGUGAGCUAAGUUCCCGACUCCAGCAGCUGAACAAGGAUACACGAUCACUGGGGGAGGAACCGGCCGGGUCCACCUUAGAUCCCGGGAAGAAGUCGCCGGUGGUCGCGGCACGACUUUUCAGUAGUUUAGGAGAACUCAGCACCAUUUCCCAGCGGAGCUCCGGGACCACCUACACAGUCCGACCUGGCAGUCGCUACCCCGUCACCCGCCGCACCCCCAGCCCCGUGAAGCCGGCUCUGGACCGGACAGAGCCCCUCAGCACCGUCCGGCCCUACGGCCUGACCCCCCCCACCAUCCUCAAAUCUUCCAGCCUCUCCAUCCCCCACGAGCCCAAGGAGGUGCGUUUCGUGGUGCGGAGCGUGAGCGCCCGGAGCCGCUCCCCGUCCCCGUCCCCGUCGCCGGGGCCGCCCCUGCACACCCUGCACCCGCCGCGGCCCUUCAUGCAGAAACCCCUCCACCUGUGGAACAAGUACGACGUCGGGGACUGGCUGGAAAGCAUCAACCUGGUGGAGCACCGCGACAAGUUCGAGGACCACGAGAUCGAGGGCACCCACCUGCCCGCCCUCACCAAGGAGGACUUCGUGGAGUUGGGGGUGACCCGCGUGGGGCACCGGAUGAACAUUGAGCGGGCGCUCAAGCAGCUGGUGGACAGCUGACCGUCCCCGGCAGCGCCGGCCUCGCCGGAGCCGCCGCGGGAAGGGGGGGCAUUUCUACCAGGCCAAUAAAACCCACUUGGAUUCUCUUUCUACUCUGAGCACUGCACUGAGGGCGCGGAGCCGAGAGGCUCCCGCCCGCUCCCGCCCCGCCCCGGCGCGCCCGGCCCCGCCUCGCCCCCGGACAAGGAAUGUUGCAUGAAAUUCAUCCUCGUUUCUGUUCUCCCAGAGAGUCUGGCCUGUAAAUCGCUUGAUGUGCCCCUCCCGGGGC
Lepidothrix coronata (blue-crowned manakin) is the source of this 4237-nucleotide messenger RNA. Its product is annotated as SH3 and multiple ankyrin repeat domains protein 3-like. The coding region runs from base 1 to 3969 and encodes 1322 amino acids. The transcript is spliced from 11 exons. Gene Ontology annotation, cellular component: postsynaptic density; dendritic spine; postsynaptic membrane. Gene Ontology annotation, molecular function: ionotropic glutamate receptor binding; synaptic receptor adaptor activity. Lineage: Eukaryota; Metazoa; Chordata; Aves; Passeriformes; Pipridae. The record is from RefSeq and is a predicted model, not a curated record.